AUUGGAACUGACACUACUGCGGUGACAUUAGAAUGGGCAAUUUCAGAACUUGUGAGGAAUCCAACGAUAAUGAAGAAAGCAAAGGAAGAAGUGAGAAAAAUUAUCGUGAAUAAAUCAAAUAUAGAAGAAAAUGACAUCAAUCAAAUGCAUUACCUAAAGUGCGUGGUCAAAGAAACUCUAAGGUUACACCCACCAGGUACCCUUCUGGCUCCUCGGGAAACAAUAUCUAGCGUUAAAUUGAAAGGGUACGAUGUUCCUGCAAAAACAAUGGUAUAUAUCAAUGCAUGGGCAAUUCAAAGAGACCCUAAAUUUUGGAAAAGCCCUGAAGAAUUCUUGCCAGAGAGAUUUGAAAACAGUGAGCUUGAUUUUAGAGGUCAAGAUUGUCAGUUUAUUCCAUUUGGUUUUGGGAGAAGAGGAUGUCCUGGAAUAAAUUUUGGAGUCACUUCAAUAGAGUAUGUUCUUGCCAACCUUCUUUAUUGGUUCGAUUGGAAGCUGCCUGAAUCUGAUACACUUAAGCAAGACAUAGACAUGAGUGAGAUAUUUGGACUCGUUGUCUCGAAGAAAAUGCCACUUCAUCUUAAACCGAUACCGUUUUGAUUAAUUUAAGCUAUAAAAUUCUCGUUAAGUG
Molecule: messenger RNA, 628 nt
Organism: Abrus precatorius (Indian licorice)
Lineage: Eukaryota; Viridiplantae; Streptophyta; Magnoliopsida; Fabales; Fabaceae
Product: cytochrome P450 71A1-like
Exons: 1
Molecular function (GO): iron ion binding; monooxygenase activity; heme binding
Source: RefSeq, a predicted model, not a curated record